Messenger RNA from Daphnia pulicaria, 3217 nucleotides. Its product is annotated as ectonucleotide pyrophosphatase/phosphodiesterase family member 1-like. The record is from RefSeq and is a predicted model, not a curated record. Bases 590 to 3001 code for a protein of 803 amino acids. Lineage: Eukaryota; Metazoa; Arthropoda; Branchiopoda; Diplostraca; Daphniidae. The transcript is spliced from 10 exons. Gene Ontology annotation, molecular function: hydrolase activity; nucleic acid binding; metal ion binding.
GCAAGCCGGUGUUGAGGGUCUUCAAUUAGAAAACUAGAUGUCUACUAAAUCCGCCUACGCCGGAUCUAUGCAGACGCACUCCAUGGCCCCAUCAGUCACAUCACAUCACGACACUGCUCACGCCAUCGCCCAAAAAAUCAAUAGAAAAAUAUCUCGUCGGUGCAAGCAUGCAAGAAGGUCAUCUAGUUGAAGACCUGCUAAACAUAGCAGACGCACCUAAUCCUUCCAAACCAAAUCACAUCACGACGAAAUAAACAAAACGGAAUCGGAAUGAUAACAUUCGAAAUUCAGCUAUAAGAUAAGAUACAAUUUGAAAUUAUACUGUUUAAGUAUUUCUAUGUUUGCAGUCUAUCUGGAAAGCAAUUGUGUGAUUGUGUGAAAACAUGAUAACUCAGAGACGCCCGCGGAAUCAGUUAGCUGAUGAAGCCUAAGUGAACAGCUUACAGUAAAAUCACCGGGAGAAAAACUUGAAACAGCUGAAAAAGUGCGCAUAACACCGUUGGAACCCGAAACUUGUGCCAAAUUGUGCGUGUCCCGAGAUCUCAUCAAAUUGUUACACGAGCUGAACUCUCUGAAACAAUUCGUUACUAUGAGAACUACGCCCACCUACUGUUCUUUGUUUAAUCUUCUGGUUGGCGCCAGUUUAGCUCUCAAUCUCCAUCAUUUUGCCGAUGAGUCAUGUGCAGAAUUUCACGUUGAUGAGACCCGAUGCCACACGUACUUGUCUGUUAACGGAGAAGUAAAGAAACCGCCAUUAUUGGUUAUCUCUCUCGACGGCUUCCGGUCCGAUUAUCUCGGGAGAUUAGUGCUGGCAUCCUCCACGAAUGGACUUCUUCGUCUGGCCCGGUGUGGUGUCAAAGCGGCUUCCAUGAUUCCCGUCUUCCCCACCGUCACCCUUCCGAAUCAUUACUCCAUCGUCACAGGUUUGUAUCCGGAAUCGCACGGUAUCGUAGCCCACGAAUUUUACGAUCCUGAACUCGGGCGCAACUUCAGUUUGCCGGCUGCCGGUUUUAAUUUUUCCGACCCGAAUUUACUCGAUCCCCUAUGGUGGACGGGCGAACCCAUUUGGUACACCCUUAAACGGCAAGGUAAAAAGAGUGCUGCCUUCUUCUGGCCUGGAUCUUACAUCGACGACCCCGAUCGGCGACCAGAUUAUUGGCUACCUUAUGACGGGAAAAUUCCGUUCCAACAGCGGGUUAGUCAAGUUAUAGAAUGGCUACAGCUUCCUCAACCGAACCGACCAAGUUUUAUCGGUUUAUAUCUAGAAGAACCUGACGGCUCAGGCCACAGUAACGGCCCUUGGUCACCAUUGGUGGACGAACAGAUUGCAAUAGUAGAUAAUCAAAUCAAACUAUUACUCAAUACCAUGGCUGCCAAUGGACUUCUCGGAUGUGUUGAUAUAAUCGUUCUCUCAGACCACGGAAUGGCAUCAGUUCCGUUUGAAAAGAACGUUGUGAAACUUGACGAAAUGGUCAAAGAUAUUGGUAGCUCGGCGUACUGUUUUGAUUGCGCAGAAGGCUUAACUCCGACACUCCUUCCGGUCAACGAUUCACAGAUGGCAAGAGAUAGAAUCGCCUCGAAGGUGGAGUGCCGCAACGAGGACAUGCGCAUCUACGACAAGUGGGAUUUUCCUCGCCGUCAUCACUAUGCAGACAGUCGGAGAAUAUCCAGCCUCCUCUUCGAUCUCGGCAUUCAUUGGAGAGCGAUAGUUGGCACGGAAGAUUACUUGCCGGGAGGUCACGGAUGGGACAACAUUUAUAGCGACAUGGCAGCCAUAUUCGUGGCUCAGGGACCAUCAUUUCGUCGUGACGGCUCGACGGUGGAUCCAUUCUACAAUAUCGAAUUGUACAAUUUAAUGUGCUUACUGACUGAUGUUAGUCCAGCCCCCAAUAACGGUACAUGGGGUGCUUUGCAUCAUUUAUUGGCCAAAAAGCCAUCAGAGCUGCCUGUCAACGAUAUCGUUGCUACUUACAUUCUUGAUUAUCCGCUGGAUAGUCACGGGCAGCGAACGCAGUACAUGGAUCACCAGAAACGUAGACGAGUUUGCGAUCUCCUCUCUGGCAAUAAUGAUCCUCGACAAAAUUUAGGAUUUAACCUGACGGAAUCAGCUGCGAAGCAAUUGGUAGAACUGCACGCUCCUUGGGGUUUGCCAGGUUUCAACAAGACAGGCGUGAAAGUGCUUAUCAGUUCUGAUUUCAUCAUCGGUUUUAACGUCCAAGACGGGAUACCAUCUUGGGUAUCCUAUACCCUUUCGAAUAGUACCAGACUAUCAAAUGAUUCACUUACCCCAUCGUGGCGAACUGAUCCACGUCUUCGAGUUUCUGACGUUUCUAUUUGUGAUCGUCUGAAAGAAAAUCCACAAUCGUCUUCAUUGCUUUUGGCUCCGCUCUUUUUCCCUAGGCUUAGCAGUUCGUUACGGCAUCUGACGGAUGCGUGGGUAGAAACCAACGCUAUCGAAAUCUCUGAAGCUUUCGAAAAGUAUUGGGAAUACAUUGAAGCCACGAUUGUACAGCUUUCGGCUGACCUUCCUGGACGAUUGAACGUCUUAGCCGGGCCAGUGAGGAACUCACCCAGUCCGGCAAUUUUCCUCGUCGUUUCCUACUGUCCCGAUCGAAUUGAGUUCGGUUGCUCUGAAGAUCAAUUGGACGUCCAAUCUUUCAUGUUUCCGACUCACCUUCACUACAGCCGAGACUGUUUAUCGACGGAUCUUUUUUCACGCAGUCACUUAACAACUGUGCGUGACGUAGAGAGGGCUUCCGGACUCCAUCUUUUCCAAUCGCUUUCCAGCGAAGCUAAGGUUCAAUUGUUGAGGUGCACUCCUUUGGCUUCUAGUUUAUUAGUUGACCCUCGUCCCAUUGAAAAAAUUUUUUUUACGGAUAAAAAUUCCGCAUCAGAUGAAGCUACUACUCUAACCUUUUUUUCUCGAUGGGUCUUUAGUAUGUUGUCACUAAUUGUAAGUGCAAUUUGGAAUAAUUUCAACGCUGAUGUUAAAUUUCCUUAAAGAUUUAACUGUUUUCUUCAUUAAUGCUUAUAAGUCAGUAAUAUCUUAGAAGCCACUUUUUUGGAUUUAGAUUGAUUCUGGCUUUUCUUGUAUGAAGAAAUAAAUCCUUUAGAUACGAUAACACAACAAGCGAAUAAGCUUGAAUUUACUUGGAUUUUUACAUUUACUGCUUCUUGGUUUAAUAAUCUCUGGCUUCUAAUAUACACAGAUAAGCGA